Carya illinoinensis is the source of this 1010-nucleotide messenger RNA. RefSeq lists its product as uncharacterized. The record is from RefSeq and is a predicted model, not a curated record. The transcript has 2 exons. NCBI's taxonomy places the organism in Eukaryota, Viridiplantae, Streptophyta, Magnoliopsida, Fagales, Juglandaceae. Bases 271 to 750 code for a protein of 159 amino acids. Gene Ontology annotation, molecular function: zinc ion binding.
GUUUUUGGUUUGGAAGAUGUGUAGAAUUUAAAGAAGCAUCUAAUUUUCUCUUUGCCUUAUUGGAAAUCUGUUAGUUAUUGGAGCUCCAUGCUAUUAGAAUUGAAGUAAAUCAAUUCUGUUUUUGGUUGGGAAGAGGUACAUUAUUGUGUAGAAUUUAAUGCACCUUCUAAUUUUCCCUUUGCCGAGUUUGAUUGAUGUUAGCUAUUGUAAAUGGUUUUUAUUUUUUUUCUGCUGCUUAGAUUAUUGUAUUCUGAAUCUGGUUGUGGUUAGAUGUCAUCAUCAUCAAUGAGUUCUGCAUCUGUCUCAAAUCCCUCUCAGAGUACACCAUUGUGCUUCUGUGAGGUUGAAGCCACACUGAAAUACUCAAAUACGAGAAGAAAUCCAGGCCGAGCCUUCUUAGGAUGUCGAAAGUACAACACUGAGGGACUACCGUACUGCAAAUUUUUCAAGUGGGCAAAUAGUCAAGACAUAGAACAAGACCUUUUCAAACUGAAAGAAGAAUUGCUACGGAAGGAGGCAGACCUGGUCAAGAUGCUCAAGGAAAUUGAAAAAAGGGAGAUUGAACUCCAAAAGAAAGCGGAUGAGAUUGAGAAGAAGGAGAUUUUGCUAGCUAGCAUAAAUGAGGAGAUUAUGAAAAAAGAGUGGAUGCUCCUUCAGCAAGAAGCUGAAAUCAAGCGCUCCCGCACACUAUUCCGGCUGUUUUUAGCUUUAGUAGUUAUUUUCAUUUUUUACAUAAUAGUAUCUAAGUGAUGUUGGAUUGUAUUCAGAGUGUUGGAAAUUUGUAACUUAAUAGUGUUAACUAAGUCAGAUUUGCCGAGUUUGUGAUGGUUGAAAUACUGUGGAAACACUUUUGUCAAUUUCCAGUGGAUAUUGGUGUAAUUGUAUCACAGGAGGUUGAUGUUAGUAGUGAUCCAGGUAUUUGCCCUUGAACUCUUGUUGGAAUUGUAACAGUGUUGAACACUUGUAGAUGUCUGAUUGUUAAUACAAUAGUUGAUGUACAUUAUUGUUAC